Molecule: messenger RNA, 1669 nt
Organism: Amoebophrya sp. A25
Lineage: Eukaryota; Dinophyceae; Syndiniales; Amoebophryaceae
Source: the annotation of a GenBank genome assembly
AUGAAGGACAGUGCUAGCAGUGGUCACACGAGUACGCAUGCUGGUGAAAGUACUCCCGGACUCUGUUUGUCUGCACGCGCCCGACGAGACUUCCAGCAACUCAGGAAUGAGGCGCUGUUGGAGGAGGGAAGUUGCUCUGGAGUUAUGGCGAUUUUUUUUGAGAACAGCAACAAUUAGACGUAGUAGAAGGAUAGAAUGACAAUUCGAUUCGCGUAGCAAAGGAGCUACGUGUAUGAAAAAGGUAAGUGUAGUAGUUUUAGUGUACCUGUGCUGUCAUUGAAAGCUUCAAAAUUUAUAUUGCGCUAGUAAAACAAAGAUGAUCACCAUGUCUGUCUCUUUUUUAGGCGGACCAGAACCUAAGAUGAUGCCUUCUAAAUUUUCUUCGGAGAAAGGCAUGCCCGCAGCGGGAUCAGCGGAAGCUUACUACCUCGAAUGUCGCUCAGGGCAGAUCAAAGAAGGAGGUACUGAGAUGUCUCCUUUUUCGGCGUUUUCAUAGUCGUGAGCGCUCACCUCUCCGAGGCGAGCCAAUUCCUAUCCUAUCCGACUGGACCACUAGCAGACAGUGCAACUCUUGGCGGGACAACUCGAUCGAGUCCUGAAUUAUUGUUGUGCAAGAACUGAGAAAGCUUUUUAUAAAUAUACAACUAGGGUAAUAUAUAUAAUUCAAUAUCAAUGCGCUCUCCACAAAUGCAUUCGCGUUUUCGCCUAAUCCUCAGAUGACGCAUGGCCUCCGGAAUGGGCUGCUGAGGAAGGAUGGGCAACCUCCCUAUCAGCUGAAACUGCAGAAUUUGUGCCUGCCGAGACAGCAGAAUUUGUGCCGUAUAGUCUAUACUCGAAGAACAAGAGCAAACUAUGCAAAUGCAACAACUAUCUUCCAGAGAUCCUCCUAAUAAUAUACUUUAGACUUCCGUUUAUGAACAACUAGAGCUAUCUUCUAAAGUCAAAAAAAAAUGCUAAACAACUAGAGCUAUCUUCGCUCGCAUUAUUGUUGACCACUGUACCCUUCUUUUCAGGUGGCAAACGGGGGCAAUAUCACAUCUCGAGGAAAUGACGGGAGCACCAGAACUAGUAGAGCGCGAUGCAAAGCAGCAGGAAGCUUAUACACGUACUAUAAUUAUUAUGAAAAAAUAGAUAUGCAUACUUCGUAAACGUCGCCGUGCUUCUGAUUCCGUCCGCGCGGGCCGUCGGUCCGUCUGGAGAUGUGAGGCUAGAGGCUUAUCUCUCUCGUAAUAAUGAUUAUCAUUAAUAAGUAGAUAGGACUAAUUGAUUACUAUAAUGUUUGGUCACUUAGGGUUGCAAAACAUGCUCAACAUUUAUACUACACAUCAGGUGCUUAUGCACAGCAGUUAAUGCGGGAUAAAGCAGCGUAUGCAGAUUGGUAUGAGAGGUUCAUGGCAUUGCAGUCCGUAGCAGCUCAGGGUGCAGCAGCCCAAAGUGCAGCAGCAGCGCAGAGUGCAGGUACUAAUAUGUUCCUAUAAUUGUUGACUAAGCAGCACGCUGAUUGAGUGCUUCUAUUUCGAUUCGACGAGUCAAGUUCCUAGUUGUAACUAUCUUGCCAUGCAUGUCAUUGGUCAACAUCAAAUUCAAAACCAUUCAAAAACAACAAUACCUAUGUUCUUCGCGAUUUCACACACUUUCAAUCUGAAUAUCAAGACAGGCGCAGCAGUAG